AUUCAAGCAAAAGUUUCAAAACCUUUGUCUAAAGCAAAACUUUUAUCAAAAGUAUUAAAAGCAUCUAAAUCUUUCUCAAAAAAUGUAUCUAAAUCUUUACAAAAAAAUUCUUUAAAAAAACUAUCAUUUUAUUAUUAUGAAGAUGAAGAUGAGGAUAAAAAUGAGGAUGCAAAUGAGAAUACAAAUGAGGAUACAAAUGAGGACGAAGAUGAUGAACUAUGUCAAAAUUACU
Messenger RNA from Dentiscutata heterogama, 232 nucleotides. Lineage: Eukaryota; Fungi; Glomeromycota; Glomeromycetes; Diversisporales; Gigasporaceae. The record is from the annotation of a GenBank genome assembly.